Molecule: messenger RNA, 3526 nt
Organism: Oncorhynchus tshawytscha (Chinook salmon)
Lineage: Eukaryota; Metazoa; Chordata; Actinopteri; Salmoniformes; Salmonidae
Exons: 2
Coding region: 98-3526 (1142 amino acids)
Biological process (GO): DNA integration
Molecular function (GO): nucleic acid binding
Source: RefSeq, a predicted model, not a curated record
GAGGUGGGAGAAGUCAGCCACCACACAGCAGGGUCGGUGUUAUAAAUGUCAGUCUCCCAACCAUUAUGCCCCACAAUGUCCUAGCAAGGAUGAGCCCAUGGUCAUGGAGUCAUCACUGCCUACCCCCACACAUCCCGUUUUGAGGGGGCUGGAUCAACACUGUUGGUUAGCAGAGAUAGCCCCAGCCUCAGAGAUUCCGGUGCGAGUCGAAGGACAAGAUGUGGUAGCUAUUCUCGACUCGGGAAGUAUGGUUACGUUAGUAGAGGAGCGGAUGGUGACCUCCGCAACACUGCUACCAGACAAAGUAGCCGUAUCCUGUAUCCAUGGAGACACCCACUAUUACCCCACUGUGAAUCUGCCUAUUCUCACUCCAAAAGGAAGGUGUACAGUCAGGGCAGGGAAAGUGCCCCAGCUGAAGGUGCCAUUAUUGAUCGGGAGAGACUGUCCCCUAUAUAAGGAGCUUCGGCAGAUGACGUUAUGCACGGGAAGAAGGGGGACAGGAAAGAAGAGAAAAGCCAAGCCCGAGGUAGUAGUCCUACAAGGAGACGUAGCCGCGUCCUCGUCCUCUGCAGCAGAGGAAGAAAUAGCGACCCAACGUUUACGACAGAUAUUCCAGGAAACCACUGAUGAAGACACAUGUGAAGGGUUAUACACAACGCAGGAAGGAAGGAGCAACCAGGCGCUAAGGGAUAUAUUUGAAGCUCCAUCCGAGGAGGGAACCUGGAAGGGAUUCUCCUCGGUCACCCCUGAUGGGGAUGUGGAACAUCCUCCACAUCCCUCUACCGAGGUCGACCUGCCCCAGGAAUUAAAGGGACAGUUCGGCACCUCGCAGCAUAGAGACCCAGACCUAAGGGAGGCCAUGAGGAAGGUGAAGGUGAUCGACGGGAGGAACGUCGACGGAUCAGGUGAGCCCCCUCUUCCUUACUAUGCAAUCAGGCGGGGUCUCUUAUACUGGGUCGUACGACGAAGGGAGGAAAACCAGGAAUUACUAAUGGUGCCUAGGCCAUACAGGGAUACAGUUCUACAGUUAGCCCAUUCCCACGUCCUAGGAGGACACCUGGCACGAGACAAGACUAUUGACAGAAUCAUGCAGAGAUUCUAUUGGCCCCGGGUCACCCGGGAUGUGGCCAGGUAUUGUAGGACGUGUGAUCAAUGUCAACGUACAGCCCCACGGCCACACCUACGUAACCCUUUGAUUCCUCUCCCCAUCAUAGAGACUCCCUUUGAACGCAUAGCUAUGGACCUCGUAGGACCCCUCCCAAAAUCCGCCAGAGGACACGAGUACAUCCUAGUGGUUAUAGAUUACGCUACCAAGUUCCCGGAGGCCAUACCCCUGCGUAACAUGUCGUCAAAGGGAAUUGCCAAGGAGUUAUUCCUGAUGUUCUCUCGUGUGGGCCUCCCCAAGACUAUCUUAACCGAUCAAGGAACCCCGUUCAUGUCCCGGUUGAUGAAGGACUUGUGUCGGUUAUAUCAGGUUCAACAGAUACGUACAAGCAUAUUCCACCCUCAAACAGACGGGUUGUGUGAACGCUUGAACAAAACGAUUAAAAGCAUGUUAAGAAGAGUGGUGUCCCGAGACGGGAAAAACUGGGACAUGCUUCUCCCACACUUAAUGUUUGCCCUGCGAGAAGUACCCCAGGCAUCCACUGGAUUCUCUCCGUUUGAAUUGCUCUAUGGUAGACCCUGUCGAGGAAUCCUCGACUUAGCCAAGGAGACCUGGGAGACCCAACCAUGCCCCUUUCGAUCCACAAUAGAACACGUUACCCUGAUGAGAGACCGCCUGUCAGCAGUGUGGCCCAUAGUCAAGGAGCAUAUGGAGAAGGCCCAAAGGACCCAAGGCCGGGCCUAUGAUAAGCCCGCGACCCCCCGUGAGUUCACCGUGGGAGAGAAAGUGAUGGUGCUUGUGCCCACGGCCGAACAUCGCUUGCUGGCGCAGUGGAGGGGGCCCUACGAGGUAAUGAAAAGGGUCUCACCGGUCAAUUACCUCAUCAAGCAACCUGACAGGAGGAAAAAGGUCCAACUCUAUCACAUAAACCUGCUGAAGACGUACCAUGGACGAGAGGAGGAGGUGGCUUUGAUGGCCCUGGAGGGCAAAGGAAAAGAGGAGGCUCUACCACAGGUGCGCCGUGGCCAAACUCUCCUACCGGAGCAGUCAAGACAGCUAGACAAGCUGAUUAUGAACUUCGGUCGAAUAUUCUCUCCAUUCCCAGGACAAACAGAUGUCCUGUUCCACCAUAUCCACACUGAACCCGGCAAGAAGGUGCAUAUCCGCCCUUACAGGAUUCCUGAGGCUCGCCGAGUCAUCGCUAAGAAAGAGGUGAGGGAGAUGUUGAGGAUGGGCGUGAUCGAGCCCUCGACGAGUGAGUGGUCCAGUCCCAUAGUCCUGGUCCCCAAAUCCGAUGGUAGUAUGAGACUCUGCAACGACUUCCGGGGCGUGAAUGCCAUCUCUACAUUCGAUGCGUAUCCCAUGCCCCGUGUGGAUGAACUCUUGGAGCGCUUAGGAAAGGCCAAGUUCAUCACUACCCUGGAUUUGACAAAGGGAUAUUGGCAAGUGCCGGUGGCUCCAGAGGAUCGCCCAAAGACUGCCUUCGCCACCCCAGAGGGGCUUUUCCAGUAUGUGAGGAUGCCCUUCGGACUGCACGGUGCCGCUGCAACUUUCCAACGCCUCAUGGAUGCCAUUCUACGGCCCCAUCAAGAGUAUGCAGCGGCGUACAUAGACGAUGUGGUCAUCCACAGCGAGGACUGGGAUAGUCACCUCCUGCGAUUACGGGCGGUGCUCGUGAGUUUGGAAGCCACAGGGUUGACAGCCAAUCCAAAUAAAUGCUGCCUGGGCCUGUCCGAAGCGGAAUACCUGGGGUACACCGUGGGGAAUGGGAAAAUACGCCCACAGGCAGAGAAGACCAGGGCAAUUCGUGACUGGCCUCGACCCCGGACCAAGCGAGACGUUCGGGCCUUCUUAGGGAUAACAGGAUAUUAUCGCCGUUUUAUCCCGGGAUAUGCAACCAUUGCCAACCCCCUCACAACCCUCAUCAGGAAAAACCUGCCAAACCAGGUAGAGUGGAAGGACGAGACGGAAGAGGCCUUUCAAUUGCUGAAAGAUGGCCUGUGUUCUGAUCCCGUUCUACAGGCUCCGGACUUCUCACAAGAGUUCAUUGUGCAGGUCGACGCCUCGGAUACAGGGCUCGGGGCCGUACUAGCUCAGGGUAAAGGUGAAGCAGAGAAGCCGAUUCUCUUCAUUAGUAGGAAGCUCAGCGAUCGGGAACAGAGGUAUGCGACCGUAGAGAAAGAGGCCUUAGCCAUCAAGUGGGCCCUCGAUUAUCUCCGGUACUACCUACUGGGUCGGAGGUUUGCAUUAGUUACUGACCAUGCGCCCCUCACGUGGAUGGCUGGUAAGAGAAACAAUAACAACAGAAUAGCCAGAUGGUUUUUGUCUUUACAACCGUUCUCUUUCCAUGUCAUCCACAGGGCCGGAUCGAGGAACGGGAAUGCAGACGCUCUGUCCCGACGCGACCAAGACGACGAGUAG